AUGUCAAGCACAACUGCAUCAGCAUCAUCAACUUCUGCCCCAACCUCAUCCACUCCAGCUUCCCAAAUCAUACCAACCUCGUCACAAAACUUACUUAAUGACAAGUGGGAUGUAGUAUUAUCCAAUGCUUUAAUCAAAACAGGUUUAGGUUUUGGCGGUGGAGUAUUAGCAUCAAUAUUAUUUUUUAAAAGAAGACAAUUCCCUGUAUGGUUAGGGAUCGGAUUCGGAUUGGGAAGAGGAUAUGCUGAAGGAGAUGCUAUCUUCAGAUCCAACCAUGGUUUGAGGACUGUAAAAGCUUAA
Molecule: messenger RNA, 300 nt
Organism: Lodderomyces parapsilosis
Lineage: Eukaryota; Fungi; Ascomycota; Pichiomycetes; Serinales; Debaryomycetaceae
Exons: 1
Coding region: 1-300 (99 amino acids)
Cellular component (GO): mitochondrion; MICOS complex; mitochondrial inner membrane
Source: RefSeq, a predicted model, not a curated record